Halichondria panicea is the source of this 6770-nucleotide messenger RNA. RefSeq names its product U5 small nuclear ribonucleoprotein 200 kDa helicase-like. Gene Ontology annotation, molecular function: nucleic acid binding; ATP binding. Bases 174 to 6638 code for a protein of 2154 amino acids. NCBI's taxonomy places the organism in Eukaryota, Metazoa, Porifera, Demospongiae, Suberitida, Halichondriidae. The transcript has 40 exons. The record is from RefSeq and is a predicted model, not a curated record.
CCAUGUGGUCGAUCAAAGGUGUACAGUUUCUGUACGUUCACUGCGCGUUCACUGACGUUCCAGUGUCGUUGUAUUAGCCUGGCCUGCAGUGCAACGUUUCUCUCUGGAUAAAGAGCAAAGGGCAGUUAUAUAAGCAAGAAGCAGGAGUCACUCGUAUAGCUAAAGCAGAAAGAAUGGCCCAAGAUCAAGCAAGAAAACGGCAGUACGAGUACAAAGAGACCUCCAACCUUGUGCUGCAAGCUGACCGUACUCUGAUAGACAGACGUAGCAAAGAUGAGGCUACUGGGGAGGUGCAGACGCUGGUGGGCCGUCUCGGUGGGAAGAGAAUGGGAGAUUUGUUUCAUCGUGGUCGUCCGACGUACGUUGAUGACAGAGGCGGUAAAGACAAACCUCCGAGGAAGAAGUCCCGUCAUGACAGUGACGAGUACUUCACCCCCUCCAAAGGGACGUCCUUCCUCUCGUCAGAGGUAGAGGAGCUGGCCGGGGUAGUCUAUCGACCCAGGACCAAGGAGACAAAGGCAUCCUAUGAAAUACUGCUCUCCUUCAUACAGCAGUGCAUUGGAGAUCAGCCCAGGGACAUUCUGUGUGGUGCUGCAGAUGAGGUGUUGGCUACACUCAAAGAGGAGCACUUGAAGGAGAGAGAGAAACAGAAAGAGAUCAUCUCACUAUUGGGGCCGGUGGACAACGACCGCUACGCUAUUCUGGUGGGACUCGGCAAAAAGAUCACCGACUAUGGCACUGACAAACUUGCUGCAAUGGAAGAUGACACUAUUGAUGAGAGCUAUGGAGUUGCUGUGAUCUUCAAUGAGGAGGAGGAUCGUGAUAGGGGGCGUGGCAAAGAUAUGUCUGUUGCUCAUGACGAUGACGAUCUCCCUGACGACGAGGAGGAAGAGGGAGUGGAAGCAGACUACGAUGAAGUCCUCAAGAGUGGGAUGGACAGUGAUGCGGCCGGACGUGGAGGUAAGGACAAGCUGGAGCCACGACAAGUGGACGCUUACUGGCUGCAGAGAGAACUCAACAAGUUCUUCAAAGAUCCCAUUGUCAGUCAGAAAAAGGCUGAUGAAGUCAUGGAGAUACUGAAGAAUGCCAGUGAUGAUCGAGACUGUGAGAACAAGCUAGUCCUGUUGCUAGGCUACGACCAGUUCCAGUUUAUCAAGAUACUUAUCAAGAACCGGUGGACUGUGCUCUAUUGUACCCUCCUGGCCAAGACAGAGGGAGAGAGUGAGAAGGAGGCCAUUGAGGAGGAGAUGAGGGCUGACCCCACCAAGGAGGCCGUGCUCAAGGCCUUGUCAGAGGUGGAGAGUGGAGAUCUGGUGCAGACAGAGAGGGCCAGGAAAGCAGCUGCUCGCAAGUCCAAGAUGGACGCCGACCUGGAUGCAGAGAGUGCUGACCUCAUGGAGAAGAAAGGCCUUGGUGCACGGAAGGUGCUAGACUUGGAGGACCUUGUCUUCACGGAGGGUAGUCAUUUCAUGUCUAACAAGAGGUGUCAGCUCCCUGGGGGGUCCACCAGACAGACCAAGAAAGGCUAUGAGGAAGUGCACGUGCCAGCACAGAAACCAAAACCAUUCGAAGUGAAAGAGUCGCUGAAGUCUAUUGAGAGUCUUCCAAAGUGGGCCCACCUCGGGUUUACUGGCUAUCGCAGCCUCAACCGUAUCCAGAGCAGACUGGCAGACACUGCCCUCAACUCUGAUGAGAACCUACUCCUGUGUGCACCCACGGGUGCUGGCAAGACCAACGUGGCCCUCAUGUGCAUUCUGAGGGAGAUGCACAAACACAUGAACGCUGACAGCACUAUCAACCUGGAUGAAUUCAAGAUCAUCUACAUUGCUCCAAUGAGGUCCCUUGUGCAGGAGAUGGUGCAGAACUUUGGAAAGCGUCUGAAGCCGUACAACAUCACAGUGAGUGAGCUGACGGGAGACCAUCAGUUGAACAAGGAGCAGAUAGCGGGCACUCAGAUCAUUGUCUGUACACCUGAGAAAUGGGACAUCAUCACCCGCAAGAGUGGAGAGAGGACCUACACUCAACUAGUCACCCUCGUCAUCAUUGAUGAGAUCCAUCUUCUCCAUGACAACAGAGGUCCAGUGCUGGAGGCCAUUGUGGCUCGCACCAUUCGUCAGAUCGAGGCCACACAGGAGAUGAUACGAUUGGUCGGUCUCUCCGCCACCCUGCCCAAUUACGAAGACGUUGCAACCUUUAUGCGGGUGGAUCCAGCCAAAGGACUAUUCUUCUUUGAUAAUGGCUUCCGACCUGUGCCCCUGGAGCAGACCUAUGUGGGCAUCACUGAGAAGAAGGCCAUGAAGAGGUUUCAGCUAAUGAAUGACGUUGUGUACGACAAGGUCAUGGAGCAUGCCGGCCGCAACCAGGUCCUCGUGUUUGUACACUCUCGUAAAGAAACCUCCAAAACAGCCAAGGCCAUCAGAGACAUGUGCCUGGACAAAGACACCAUUGGCCAGUUUCUGAAGGAGGACUCUGCCAGCACUGAGGUGCUCAGGACUGAGGCAGAACAGACCAAGAACCUGGAGUUGAAAGACCUCCUCCCUUACGGCUUUGCCAUCCAUCAUGCUGGAAUGAACAGAGUGGAGAGGACUCUAGUAGAGGAGUUGUUUGCUGACAAGCACAUCCAGGUGCUGGUAUCCACAGCAACGCUGGCCUGGGGCGUGAACCUGCCAGCACACACUGUCAUCAUCAAGGGAACACAGGUGUACAGCCCUGAGGCAGGGCGAUGGGUGGAGCUAGGCAUGCUGGAUAUCCUGCAGAUGUUUGGUCGAGCUGGACGGCCUCAGUACGACAAGAAGGGAGAGGGAGUCCUCAUCACUGGACACUCAGAGCUCCAGUACUACCUCUCUCUAAUGAACCAGCAGCUGCCUGUGGAGAGUCAGUUUGUGAAGAAGCUGUCGGACAACCUGAAUGCAGAGGUGGUACUGGGGACUAUUCAGAAUGCCAAGGAUGCUGUCAACUGGCUUGGCUACUCGUACCUGUACAUCCGGAUGCUGCGAGCCCCUCAGCUGUACGGGAUCAGCUCAGAGGAGCUAGAGGCGGACCCGCUGUUGGAACAGAGAAGAGCUGACCUCAUUCACACAGCUGCCUCCAGUCUCAGCAAGAACAACCUCAUGAAGUACGACAAGAAGAGUGGUGCCUUCCAGGUGACUGACCUAGGUCGCAUUGCCAGUCACUACUACAUCACCAGUGAAACUGUAGCGACGUACAACCAGCUGCUGAAACCCACCCUCAGUCAGAUUGAACUGUUUCGGGUCUUCUCUCUCUCUUCAGAGUUCAAGUUUGUCACCGUUAGGGAGGAGGAGAAGAUUGAGCUGGCCAAGCUGAUAGAGAGAGUACCCAUCCCAAUCAAGGAGGGCAUCGAGGAACCCAGUGCCAAGAUCAACCUGCUGCUUCAAGCCUACAUCUCUCAGCUCAAGUUGGAGGGCUUUGCUCUAGUGUCGGACAUGGUCUAUGUCACCCAGUCUGCAGGCCGUCUAGUGAGGGCCAUCUUUGAGGUGUGUCUGCAUCGUGGCUGGGCACAGCUGACAGAGAGGUGUCACUCACUCUCUAAGAUGAUUGACAAGAGAAUGUGGCAGUCCAUGACCCCACUACGUCAGUUCAAGCGCCUCCCCGAUGACGUCAUUCGUCGUAUCGAAAAGAAAGACUUUCCGUGGGAACGAUUCUACGAUCUGGGUCACAGUGAGAUUGGGGAGUUAGUUAGAAUGCCUAAGAUGGGCAAGACGAUCCACAAGUACGUUCAUCAGCUGCCCAAACUGGAGCUGGCCGUUCAUAUUCAGCCAGUGACCAGGUCCACUCUGCAAGUAGAGCUGACCAUCACUCCAGACUUCCAAUGGGACGACAAGAUACACGGAGGCUCUGAGGCAUUCUGGAUCCUAGUGGAGGAUGUGGACAGUGAGGUCAUAUUACAUCACGAGUACUUCCUGCUCAAGAGCAAGUACGCCACCGACGAGCACGUAGUCAACUUCUUUGUGCCUGUCUUUGAGCCCCUCCCCCCACAGUACUUCAUCAAGGUUGUGUCUGAUCGUUGGAUUGGCUCCGAGACUCAACUUCCUGUCUCUUUUCGUCACCUCCUCCUGCCGGAGAAGUUCCCACCUCCCACAGAGCUGCUUGACCUUCAACCCCUGCCGGUGUCGGCUCUCAGGAACUCCACGUAUGAGGACCUCUACUCUGACAAGUUCCCAUUCUUCAACCCCAUACAAACACAAGUGUUCAACUCGCUGUACAACACUGAUGAUGAUGUGUUUGUUGGAGCACCCACUGGCAGCGGAAAAACCAUUUGUGCUGAGUUUGCACUCUUGAGGAUGUUCUCAGCUGACCCUGACUCAAAGUCUGUGUAUGUCACACCUAUUCAAGAUCUUGUCGAGCAGCGUUAUUCUGAGUGGGUGGUGAAGUUUGGACACCAACUGGGCAAGAAGGUAGUGAUGUUGACUGGAGAGACCAGUGUGGACUUGAGGCUCCUCAGAGAUGGUCAUGUGAUUGUGAGCUCUCCUGAGAACUGGGACAUGCUCUCUCGGAGGUGGAAACAGAGGAAGCACGUGCAAAAUGUCAACCUCUUCAUCGCCGACGAGCUCCACCUCAUUGGUGGAGAGAAUGGGCAUAUCUUGGAGGUGGUGUGCUCUCGAAUGCGUUACAUCUCCUCUCAAAUCGAGAAGAAGAUUCGUAUCGUUGCUCUCAGCUCCUCGGUGGCCAACUCCAAGGACCUGGGUCAAUGGCUGGGUGCCAGUACACACGGCCUCUUCAGCUUCCAUCCCAACGUGCGUCCUGUACCACUGGAACUGCACAUCCAGGGCUUCAACAUCACACACACCCCCUCUCGGCUCAUAGCCAUGAUGAAGCCAGUCUACCACGCCAUUUGCAACCACUCCCCUAAACUGCCUGUGAUUGUGUUUGUGCCCUCACGGAAACAGACUCGGCUAACAGCUGUCGACCUUUUGACCUUCUGUGCUGCUGAUCUACAGCCACAGAGGUUUCUGCAUUGUGGCGAGGAGGACAUCAAACCUCACCUCAAGCACAUCAAAGAUAAGACGCUGGUUGAGACGCUGUCCAAUGGUGUGGCCUACCUGCAUGAGGGAUUGUCAGAGAGUGAGAGGAAGGUGGUGGAGCAGCUGUUUACCUCCGGGGCAGUACAAGUGUUGGUGUCCUCACGUAACCUCUGCUGGGGAAUGAGCGUCAGUAGUCACCUGCUCAUUGUCAUGGAUACACAGUACUAUGAUGGACGGGGACACAGGUACGUGGACUACCCAGUGACGGAUAUUCUUCAGAUGAUGGGACGAGCCAACAGACCACUCAUCGAUGAGAACGGAGUGGCUGUGCUUCUUUGUCAGAGCUCUAAGAAAGAGUUCUACAAAAAGUUCCUCUACGAGCCUCUGCCUGUUGAGUCUCACUUGGACCACUUUCUCCAUGAUCACUUUAGUGCCGAGAUUGUUACCAAGACAAUAGAGAACAAACAGGAUGCAGUGGACUACCUCACCUGGACCUUCCUCUACCGCAGGAUGACACAGAACCCCAACUAUUACAACCUCCAAGGUGUGACCCAUCGCCACCUGUCCGACCACCUGUCUGAGUUGGUGGAGAACACACUGGCCGAUCUGGAGCAGUCAAAGUGUGUGGCCGUCGAGGAGGAGGUGGACCUCUCUCCCCUCAACCUCGGCAUGAUUGCAGCUUACUACUACAUCAACUAUACCACCAUUGAGCUGUUCAGCAUGUCCUUGAACGACAAGACCAAACUCAAGGGUCUACUGGAGAUCCUCUCAGCAGCUGCCGAGUACGAGGGCUUCCCUAUACGUCACAAAGAGGACUCACUCCUUCGUCAGCUGUCGUCACGAGUGCCACUCAAGCUCCCACAUGCUCGCUAUAACGACCCACACGUCAAGACUAACCUUCUAAUUCAAGCUCAUCUCUCUCGACUGCAGCUGUCUGCCGAGUUACAAAGCGACACUGAGGAAAUCUUAAAGAAGGCUGUGAGGCUGAUCCAGGCGUGUGUGGAUGUUCUCAGCAGCAAUGGCUGGCUCCAACCUGCUCUCACUGCCAUGGAGCUGGCUCAGAUGGUCACCCAGGCCAUGUGGUCCAAAGACUCCUUCCUUAAGCAGCUGCCUCACUUCACCUCGGAUAUCAUCAAGAGAUGCACAGACAAGGAGAUAGAGUCGGUGUUUGAUGUGAUGGACAUGGAGGAUGAGGACCGGAACACUCUCCUCAAUCUCUCAGACGUCCAAAUGCAGGACGUGGCUCGGUUCUGUAACCGCUACCCAAACAUUGAGCUUACCUACGAGAUCCUCAACAAGGACAGCAUAUACGGAGGGUCUCAGGUGAUGCUGUCUGUGAAACUGGAGAGAGAAGAUGAGGAGGACCUGUCUCCUCACGUUGUUGCACCGUUCUUCCCCCAGAAACGUGAGGAAGGAUGGUGGGUGGUCAUUGGAGAUCCUAAAGCUAAUGUGCUGCAGUCCAUUAAGAGGCUGACUCUCCAGAGCAAGAGCAAGGUGAAGCUCGACUUCACUGCCCCCACCUCCCCGGGUGCUCACAAGUACAUCCUCUACUACAUGUGCGAUGCCUACAUGGGCUGUGAUCAGGAGUACCCCUUCACCAUCACGGUGCACCCAGGCAAGGAGGACAGCGGAGAGAGCAUGGACGAAGAUAACUAAACAUUUCAUUGGCUCACAUAAUUAUAUAAUUACUGACUGUGACAUGAUAAUUGCUCGCGAUCGCAUAAUUUUCUUUUGCUGUAAUUGAGAUAAAUAUAAUAUACAAUUUGCUAUGAAAAGUUAUUACCUUGA